Molecule: messenger RNA, 2535 nt
Organism: Lodderomyces orthopsilosis Co 90-125
Lineage: Eukaryota; Fungi; Ascomycota; Pichiomycetes; Serinales; Debaryomycetaceae
Gene: SEC34
Product: Golgi transport complex subunit
Exons: 1
Coding region: 1-2535 (844 amino acids)
Biological process (GO): Golgi organization; cytoplasm to vacuole targeting by the Cvt pathway; autophagy
Cellular component (GO): cis-Golgi network; membrane; COG complex
Source: RefSeq, a predicted model, not a curated record
AUGCCACGGGCUAGAAGUAAGUCGACAGUGCUGCAAAUUGCAAGCGAUGUACACGUGACGAACAAUGGAUUAAUUCCGCUACAUGAAAAGAUCAUUCCAAGAGCAACAACGUUUCGACGUUCGAGAUCAAAAUCGGAUUCAAACAGCGUAUCAACACCCACGAUCAACUACGACUUCUUAUACCCCUUAAGCCAACGAGAGGAACAAAAUUUAUGGUCACAGUUUAUUGGCUCGUUUGAUUACGAUGUUGUAUUGAAAGCUGAGGAUAUAGAGCACAUCAAUGCAAAACAUUUGGAUCCCAUACUUGCAUUUCAAAGCAACUUGCAAAUGAAUAGAGAUCAACUAGAAAAACUCAAGACUCAAACGGAUGCAUUAAUACAGAAUAUCAAUGAUUGUUUUGCCGAAUACAAACAAAUUUCUGAUGAUACUUUGGACUUUGACGUUUCGGCUAAUGAAUUACUAGACAAGCAAAAUUUGUAUCAGCAGAAGUACAACAAAAUCCAUUCCAAUUUAAAGCAUUUUGAACAUUUGGACUCAAUAACCAAAAGUUUAUCGAAGUCUGGUAGUCAUUUGCUAACCAAUAGACGUUCUUAUUUCAUCAAUGACAUUUUGUUGAGCUUAGAUGAUUCAUUGGAUUUUAUGGAGAUGCAUCCCGAGUUUAGGGAUUGUGAGUUGUACAAGAGUAGAUUUCGCCAAUGUAUGACCAGAGCCUUGACUUUGAUCAGAAACUACUUGAGAAACGAGUUGAGGAGUGUGAACGAAUCAGUAAAUGUAAAAUUGAAGCAAACCUCAGAUGACUCAAAGCAAGUGGUAACGAUAGACUUGUUAAUAUACAAUGAGUUCAAUAAUUACUUGAAACAUAGCGAAGAAGUCUUUCAUGAGCUCGCUGAAGAGUUGUUCAAGCGAAGCACAAAGCAUGAUGAGUAUAAUGGAUUGAUUAAUGAUGUACUUGCUACUUAUUUUCAAAUUCGAGCAAGGCUCUUGAAGCAAUAUAUAGACAAGACUUCAACAAUUGGUGACCUAUACACAAAACUUCUAAAGACAGACUUGGUCCAAAUGUGUCAAGAUCAGAUAUCUUAUUUCAAGAAAAUCAUCGAAAAAGAGUUUUCUUUGUUUAUCAAGUUCUUCAACCCAUCAUUCUACGAGGAUGAAUUGAAAUCGAUGAUCUGGGGAGAAUUUUACACGUUUUUGAAGAAUGUGCUUGAUCCAUUAUACGAUGGUAUACGUCUAUGGGUGCUCAAAGAGGUCAACAUUAGUUCAUUAUGCCAAUUGACAACUUUACUACAAAAAUACUACGAGUUUGAGGAUUUAGAUGACCCCAACGGCAGCUUGGUCGAUUCACAGAGUUACUUUGGCAUUGUACAACUGGACACGUUAAAAUAUGGCGUCUUAUUCCAGCCUUUAUUGGACGAUGCCCAACACCGUUUAAUAUUUAGAAUUCAAAAUUACAUCGAUACAAAGUUGAUGAAGUACAAACCCAGUGCAAUGGAUUUGAAAAUUGGCUAUAAAAAACAAUCCAAGAUUAAAUUUAUCAAUCCAUUAGAUGUUGAUUACGAAGAGAAUUUAUUUCCUGGCGUGUACCUUCCUUUAGCGAAGGCAAUGACAAUAUUAUCCAAUAUAUAUGAGCUAAUCAACUCUGCUGUGUUUGACGAUAUAGCUCAUUAUAUUGUUCAUGCAUGUAUCGUUUUGUUAAAGGGGGAGUAUUCAAAGUUAAUUAUAGCUCAUCUAGGUGUUAUCGAGGGAAAAUUGUCAUACCUUCACAAUUUAAUAAUUUUACGUAACCAAAUCAAAAAUUUUGACAUCCAUUUUACAAGAAAUGAUUAUACGAUAGAUUUUACUAGUGGAAUAUCUGACAUUUGGAACUUAUUGAGAAGGAGAAGUACGGAACAUAGACAUGAAGGCUUCUUUGAGAUUGCCAAAAAGACUGUCCCCAAAGUAAUUAACAAUAUGAUUGAUGCAAAUUAUGAAAUUGAAGUUGAGCUCAAUGCUGCGGUUAGCGAGUUUCUAACUUACUGCUCAAAUGAUAUCUGUGCACCAAUUCUUCAAAACAAAGAAAAUACAAUUAACAAUAAGUCACUAUCACAAUUCAAAGACAAUAUCAUCAUUAAAAUCCCCAAUCUAUACAAUGAUAUAAAAUCCAUCAUCAAUGAUCCCGCUGUCACCCACUUUUUGAUGAACAGUUUAUCGGAUUUGAUAUUGAUGACCUAUGAAGAAUUCUUGAAAAAUGUUAACGUACAAACUUGGCAGCUGCAAGAUGAUGGAGUGCUUGAUUUUAUGGAAUUGGAUGCCUUAUCUGGAUUCAUUGGCGACACUGUUAAUCAAUUAUAUGAAGAUGAGCAACAUGAUGCACCAAAAUUCAACGAGGAAAUAUUAGCAAAUCUUGAAUUGGACGAUACAGACGCAGAGGGACUCGGAAAUACUCCCAAUGUAUUGGAAAUGACUUCAAAUAACUUGAAUUCAAAUGAUCAACCCCAUGAAUAUGAGGAACAAGCUCAUAUUAUCAACAAAUCGCCAUCUCCUACCUCAGCAAAAUAA